AUGCAGAUACAGGGGUUACACUGGCAGGAGCGAGUGGGGUGGGGGGAGGAGCGGUGGGGGGUGUUGGGGGAAGGGGAGAGGGGACUCCUGUGGGAGGAGGACGAGGAGGAGAAGGAAGAGGAGGAGAAGGAAGAGGAGGAGAAGAACGAGGAGGAGCAGGAGGAGCAGGGGACGGUGCAGAGGGUGCAGCACGGGAGAGAAGCAAGACGAAGAAACCAUCCAGACUUCGCAUGGCCAGCUAACUGA
Closterium sp. NIES-65 is the source of this 246-nucleotide messenger RNA. The record is from the annotation of a GenBank genome assembly. Lineage: Eukaryota; Viridiplantae; Streptophyta; Zygnematophyceae; Desmidiales; Closteriaceae.